This is a messenger RNA of Penicillium macrosclerotiorum, 900 nucleotides long. RefSeq lists its product as uncharacterized. Bases 1 to 900 code for a protein of 299 amino acids. The record is from RefSeq and is a predicted model, not a curated record. Lineage: Eukaryota; Fungi; Ascomycota; Eurotiomycetes; Eurotiales; Aspergillaceae. The transcript has 2 exons.
AUGCCUUCCAGUUCAGCGCUCUCCGAGUACACAUUCAAAAAUUUGGGUCCUCUCAUCACUACCUGGAAAGCGCCUCCAAGCUGUGCAACUGCGACCGACCACGUUAAAAUAGGCUCUAGUGCCGAUGUGAGUGAGAUCUAUUGGGAUAGCAACUGCACACAUGCAGAAUACAACUGUAUCCCGACAGGGACCUCUGCCAAACGGUCAUCUAUAACAGGCUCAAAUCCUGCAAAUCUUUGGCAGGAGUCAUACUUCUCGCCCGGACUCUAUUGUCCAAGCGGAUGGACCACUGCUGGUAUUGCAUCGCGUGAUGGAGCAAACCCAGUAAACUCAUCGGGUGCCUUUGUUCCCACGCCGGCAAUCUCAACGAGCCUGGAAUAUCCUAUCAUCAACCCGCCUGCAAAUGUAUUGAUGCAGAUUUUGGAUCCGAGUGAGACGGCCGCACUAUGUUGUCCAAGUUCUAUGACAGCGAACUCGAACAUUGGAUGCUGCUCCACUCUUCCCGAGUACAAAAUAUCAACAGGUUGCAAGAACAUUAUUCCAAAUGAAGAUUUGGCGAAUAUCACGAGGACUUUCUGGUAUUAUGGGGUCACUGCAGUCGGUGAGGUCAAGAAUCUCGUCUCUACAGCACCUAUAACAAGUACCAGCUACAUCACUUGGCACGCGAACGCGACCUCACAGCUUCAAGCCUAUUCUGUCGUGCCGAUAGUGACGCUUGUACAUCAGACUUCCGAUGUAAAGGCUGCAGGAACAGGGCCCGCAUCAACUGAUUCAGAGGCUACAGGUAAUUCGGCAAAGAGGACAGCUCUCGUUCCCAAUGUUUGGGAUGGCAUUGGUGCUAUUUUUGCCAUCGCUUUGUUGGGGAUAGCCCUUGGUGCUGUCAUAAUUUUGCCUGUGUAG